Topomyia yanbarensis is the source of this 997-nucleotide messenger RNA. RefSeq names its product grpE protein homolog, mitochondrial (gene Roe1). Gene Ontology annotation, cellular component: PAM complex, Tim23 associated import motor. The record is from RefSeq and is a predicted model, not a curated record. Gene Ontology annotation, biological process: protein import into mitochondrial matrix; protein folding. Lineage: Eukaryota; Metazoa; Arthropoda; Insecta; Diptera; Culicidae. The transcript is spliced from 5 exons. Gene Ontology annotation, molecular function: protein homodimerization activity; adenyl-nucleotide exchange factor activity; protein-folding chaperone binding. Bases 142 to 822 code for a protein of 226 amino acids.
ACAUCAAGAUCCACCAGCAGCUGUCAAAAAGGGUAUAAUCUUAUUCGAACGUUUCUUCGUUUCUGUGUAUCCGGAAAAGUUUCAAAGCGAUAUUUACUUGUUAACUAGUGAGAUUUUUAAUUAAAAUUGCUUAAAAUUAGUAUGGCAUCGCUUAAUUUACAAGUGCUUUCAAGAAUGUCGAGAUUGGCUCCGAUUUUAAAGCAGAAUCUGAUUAGAUCUUUGAUCCAGUCGCACGUUACCUUGACACCUGCUCGAAGUUCCCUGAGAUACUUCUCCAAUGAGGAAGCCCCGAAAAAGGAAGAUGAACUUUCUGAGUCCGAAAAAAAGCUAACAAUCGAAAUGGAAAAUUUGAAAAAGGAUGUUGAAUUGCUCAAUGAAAAGGCUAGCGAGCUUGAUGAUAAGUAUAAGCGAGCACUUGCCGAUGGCGAAAACCUACGACGACGUUUGACGAAGCAGAUUGAAGAUGCAAAAAUGUUUGGUAUCCAGGGUUUCUGCAAAGAUCUUCUCGAGGUGGCGGAUAUUUUAGGCCACGCAACCGAGUCAGUUCCCAAGGAAGAGAUUUCAGAUAAAAAUCCUCACUUGAAGAACUUAUAUGAAGGCCUCACGAUGACCAAAGCUCAACUCAAUCAGGUCUUUAAACGUCACGGUUUAGAGCAGGUUAACCCACUGAACGAAAAAUUUAACCCAAACCUUCACGAAGCGCUUUUCCAACAGGAGGUACAAAAUGUCGAUCCAAAUACAGUCGUUGUUGUAAGUAAAAUUGGAUACAAACUACACGAGCGUUGCAUACGACCAGCAUUAGUAGGCGUAUCGAAAGGAUAAAUCUGGGGUGGAUUAUUCUUUGGCGAAAAAAGAUUCUAUAAAAUGACUAUUCCAGUGUAACCCUUACAAGGCAUCAGAAUACCGCACAGUAGUAAAUUGUUCUCUUCUUGUAGGACCUGUUGUAAUGGUAUCAUGUCGAAGGGCCGAACCAUAGAAUAAACUAUAAUUUAAUAAA